AUGGCACGUUCAAGGCACCAAAGUCGGCGCCAGCGACAAGGAAAAUUCCAUUUACAGGUGAAAAAAGUCCCGGAAUACCAAGCUUUGACAGCCAUGAAUUUUCCGCGCCGCGAAUCUUGUGAAGUGCGACCGCAUCCAAGUGCCUCUAUGGAGUGGAAUCAGAAUGAUACAGCGACCAACAAACAAGGCCAGCCCGAGAUUAGCACUGUUUCUCUCACAGUAAGCCGGCAUUUGGGCGGAGGCACUUCAGCCAGAUCUUCUUGGCUAUCUCAGCCUGUGAAUAAGCGAUUAGUAAAACAAUUGAUUGAAAGUUACCGGGGGAAGAUCGAUACCAUCUUCAUCCUACACGGUCUAUACUCACUUCUCGGAGUUCCAAUGACAAGCAUCCCUUUCCGCGCACAGAAUCUUAUUCUCCAAGCCAUACAGCGACAUCUCGAAUUCGAUGCAUUUCAAUUCGUUCACAAAUGGCUCUUGGAGGAGUCUCUCAUGGUUGGGUGGACAUGCCCGGAGGAACUGGAGCUAAACAGGCUUUUCAGAUUCUUGGUGGAACAUCGGGACAAGAUACGGUGUAGCUCUUGUCGUCAAGCAGCUACAACCAUACAAAAGUGGCAAAGAUUGGUUUCCGGCAUCCGCCACGCUGCUGUCCACCGUCUUUCACAGGAUCGUGAAUCUCUCCUGCGCAUGACCCGCGUCGCCAUUGAAUUCUCUCUCUGUAUCGGUGGACUUUCGAGCGUGGAGAAGCUUCGCCGUCUACUGAAGUUCCUGGAAGAUAGACUCCCAAAGUCAGAGCGCCCUCGAGCGCAGUCAAGACGAAAUGUCAAACACCAAGCUUCUUUGCCAAAACUGCACCUCGAAAGUCUGAAAGACCGAUUCAUGUUGCUACCGAAACACACCCAGAAAGUUCUCCAUCGGAUUGAAGCAAUGUACAAUUUGGAAGUGGAAUGGUUCUUGCAAGUUGAAUUCAGAUGA
Messenger RNA from Penicillium salamii, 969 nucleotides. NCBI's taxonomy places the organism in Eukaryota, Fungi, Ascomycota, Eurotiomycetes, Eurotiales, Aspergillaceae. The record is from the annotation of a GenBank genome assembly.